UACUAAAUAGACCAUCAAAAAUCAUCCGCAAAUGCCGAAGUCGAAGAGUCAGAAGAACAAACUUCGUCCUCGUGACUCAAAAGGACGCUUCACUCCUCUUGCCAAGACCAAGAGGACCGUCGUGAGCCGCUCCCGCUCCAGAAGCGCAUCUCGUGCUCGUCGAAGCCGUAGUGUUGGGAGACCAGCGAGUCGCAGAAUCUCAGUCCGUUCGGUCUCAACGCACACUGCCAAAUCGCCAAGCUUGGUUGUUGUGAUCUCUCCAUCACCACGUCGUCGUCGUUCAUCAACCAGCCGUUCGUCUCGUCGAUCGGUUGUGAGAAGCGCAUCCCGUGGAUCCGUGAGCCGCCGUUCGUCUUCUCGUGGAUCGGUGUAUGGACGCACAGGACGCUCUCGCUCGUCGAAGCGUUCUCGCUCCAGAAGCCGCUCCAGAAGCCGCUCCAGAAGUCGCUCUUAUUCACGCUCCCGUUCCGGGUCUCGCAGAAGCUCUCGUCGCCGCUCUCGUCGCCGCUCAUCCUUGAAGGCUCGUGGACGUCGUGCUUCGACUGCAAAGAAGACUCCUGCCAAGAGACGUAGUCGCAGCAGAAGCCAACAGAAGGUCAAACGCUCGAUGAGCCGCAAAGGCUGAACGGAUUGAAAUGGAACUGAAUAGCUUAUGAAAUAAAUUGUGUGAUAUUG
This is a messenger RNA of Caenorhabditis elegans, 675 nucleotides long. RefSeq names its product SPerm CHromatin enriched (gene spch-1). Lineage: Eukaryota; Metazoa; Nematoda; Chromadorea; Rhabditida; Rhabditidae. The record is from RefSeq and is marked reviewed. Bases 32 to 625 code for a protein of 197 amino acids. The transcript is spliced from 2 exons.